UUUUUAUUCUGGUAUUUGUUCCCCUAAAAUACUGUUCUUUGUGCGAGAAAUCCCUGUAUUUUCUCUCCAUAUUUCCGGUUCUUGAAGGUGUAUGCUGAAAUGGAAAAGAAGGGAGAAGAAAGAGAGAUGGGUAUGUUCUUUGAUGGGAUCAUAGAAUCCAUGCCUUUGUUUGCAAAGGAAUUGGUUGCUGGCGGCGUUGCUGGAGGGCUCGCAAAGACCGUCGUUGCUCCACUUGAGCGUGUCAAGAUUUUGUUUCAGACAAGAAGAGCAGAAUUUCACAGCGUAGGACUUUUUGGAUCAUUCAAAAAGAUUGCGAAGACCGAAGGAGUAAUGGGUUUUUACAGAGGAAAUGGUGCUAGUGUCGCUCGAAUAGUUCCCUACGCCGCACUUCAUUACAUGGCCUAUGAACAAUACCGAAGAUGGAUCAUUGAUAAUUUUCCCGACAUCACAAGAGGCCCUGUGCUUGAUCUUGUGGCUGGAUCAUUUGCUGGUGGAACUGCUGUGCUUUUUACUUAUCCUCUCGAUUUGGUUCGGACUAAGUUAGCUUAUCAGGUUGUUGGUCCACCAAAGAUUAAUGUGAAAGGUGUAGUUAACGCAGAACAAGUUUAUAAUGGAAUUCUUGAUUGUUUUUCAAAGACUUACAAAGGGUCAGGGCUCAGAGGUCUCUAUCGUGGUGUUGCGCCGUCACUUUAUGGGAUCUUUCCUUAUGCGGGGUUGAAGUUUUACUUUUAUGAGGAGAUGAAACGUCAUGUCCCGGAUGAUCAGAAGAAAAAUAUAAUGGUGAAUUUAGUGUGUGGAUCUGUGGCUGGGUUGUUGGGGCAAACUUUCACAUAUCCUCUUGAUGUUGUGAGAAGGCAAAUGCAGGUUCAAAGGCUCCUGGCGUCCAACAGUCCUGAGUUGAAAGGAACAACGGAAACACUUGUUAUGAUUGCUAAAAAUCAAGGGUGGAAGCAAUUAUUUUCAGGGCUGAGCAUCAACUACCUCAAGGUUGUACCAUCUGUGGCAAUUGGUUUUACAGUUUAUGACAUGAUGAAAUCAAGCCUGAGAGUUCCAUCCCAUGAUGAAGCUGCGAUAGAAGUGGUAACAAAUAAAAGAAAUACCCAAACAUCAUCUCUCCAUACAUGAUAAUGAAUAAUAUUCGAUCUCGUUGUUUCUUGUAUUCUCCAGCAAGGAGCUUUGCUUCACCUUUAUAAUUCUCAUGUUAUAAUUGACCAAACCGGGCCAUCUAACCUGUACAAUUAAAUUCAUUUAAGCUGGAAAAUUAGGGCUUCUAUAGGUUCCAUUCCCCCACCAGAUAAAUUUUGCAAGAGGUGGAGCUUGCAUAUGGGGUAAUAAAGUAUUUCAGGAUUAGAUUUAUAAACGAUGUACAUAAUUUGGAGGUAUCAAUUCAAUAAAGAAUAUUACUGCUGCUCUCUA
Messenger RNA from Hibiscus syriacus, 1416 nucleotides. Its product is annotated as mitochondrial carrier protein CoAc2-like. The record is from RefSeq and is a predicted model, not a curated record. The coding region runs from base 100 to 1125 and encodes 341 amino acids. The transcript is spliced from 7 exons. Gene Ontology annotation, biological process: transmembrane transport. Gene Ontology annotation, cellular component: mitochondrial inner membrane. NCBI's taxonomy places the organism in Eukaryota, Viridiplantae, Streptophyta, Magnoliopsida, Malvales, Malvaceae.